CCGAGAUAUUCGAUUAGAGUGCAGCUUUCGAGGACGGUGUCGAAGAUAAAUAUAAACGCGUUCCCGGCAGUCCGAAAGUUAGCUGGGGAAAAGUUCCGUUGUAACACCCAUCGCGAGGUCUUUACGACCGCCAUCCGCCAUCCAAAACAACGGUGAAUGUUGUAUUUUGACAGGAAGCUGCAAAAAUGACGAGCAUGGAGGAUGGAGGCGUUGGUGUCAACUUUGAACCGCGAGGUCGUUUCAUCAAAGAAAAUGCGUUCGUCGAAGCUAUCUUCGGCAUUCUCUAUGGCAUGACGCAGGGGAACCAUCUGAAUCCCUUCAUAGGACUGGGAAUUCAGAUGGUUGAAGAUUUGCAAUUGCUUUCCUUCUCGUUCCAGCCUCAGUAUGGAUUCGGAAACUUGCCCUCGUGGAUGCCAUACGUUUUCAAUCCUCUGUCCGCCAAGCCCCACAAUUACAAAGGCCUUCUGGUUCUUUUCUAUCUUGCCUUCGGCGUUACCGUCGCCAAUGCGUUGCUGACUGUGGUUGUUGGAAUUUCGAUGCGAGGAUCGCAGAUGAAAGUUGUUUGGCCGCUACAGCUCCUUCGGAUUCUGACGACGGCUCUUUCGACGGUCCUUUUGAUUCCCAUUAUCGAGAUUUUCUUACAUGCUUUUGCUUGCUACAACGCGGAAACAGACCUGCCACAGCUGCUGGAGAAGACGUCAUUGUGUUUUUCGUCCGAGUACCUGCCUCCAUUCGUCCUUUCCAUUACGGCGUUGAUAUACCUGAUUCUGCAGGCGCCCCUUAUUGCGCUGGUAUUCUUCUCCAUCGAUCCCACGGCGAAAGAUGUCCACGCCAAGACGACUGGCAGAUUUGACUCGGUGUACAACUGCCUCAGGAUCGCCUUAGCGAUCUGCCUGGAGGUGUUUCGACCUUACCCGCAGGUGGCUUUGGCAGCCAUCAUUAUCACAUCCAUCGUCAUGUACGGAAUAACCAUCCGCUACCAGCCUUAUUUUGUGUCAUGGGUCAAUGACUUGCGAGCUGGCAUCUACUUUGCGAGCCUGGUGUCGGCAAUCCAGGCAGCAAUUGUCUUCAUUGUUGGUCCUACGGAAGGCCCUGCCUCUUUCGCCGUGCUCUGCUUGCUUCUUCUGCCCUCCUUUGGGGUCGGGGCUCAACUCUGCAAACUCAGCCGAAGACGUAUCGCUGAGGGUGUCUAUCAAAGGUUCCGCGCAAAAAUGGCGUAUCAACCAAAUCUCGCCAGAUCGCCUGCACCUUCUACGACACUGAAGAGAUCUGCAUCUUUCUUGAAGAACCAGCGGCUCACUCCCUUGCAGCAACAAAUUCUGGAAGAGUCGACGGAGCCCGACCUUGAGCUGAAUAGUCCCGCCAAAUUGAGGGCAAUUACCACCAAAAUCAACCCGAAACCAAUCAAAGUUUUUAAAUCAAUUGAGGAUGUCGAAAUUGCAUGCCGGUUUUUGCAAAACAAUGACGACGCUGAUGCGCGUAGCUUGGCGAGGAAGAUCUUCUUGGUCGGAGUGGAUCAGUUCCCGCGCUCUAGCCAAAUUUAUCUACUCCGAGCUCAUUACGUCGUGACAUUCAACAUCCAAGGAACCGAUGUUGCAUACGAUUCGCUGCUUUCGGCGAAAUUGAUGAAGCCGCCAUUCGACAUUCGAUUCUUUUUGACAAGAGAGGAGCGAUGUUUGGAGCAAGACAGACGGAAAGAAGAUCUGCUAGUGUCCAGUCUGAACGUCACUGGAUACGCUGAGCUCUCAUCUAUGGAGGCAGAUGCUCGUCAUUAUCAUCUCGAGACGCUCAUUGCCGUGAAGUGUUUGUGGCAGUACAUGAAAGCAGAGAAAUCACCAGCCGCUGAAUUGCCAUAUUUGCUUGACUCGGUGGCGCAUAAUCGCCACAUAGCGUCAAGGCUGUACGAGAAGAUUCUUUCGAAAUUCCCGCGAUCAAAACAAAUUAUGAGGCAUUACAGCAACUUCCUCUUGACGACUUCAGAUGAUACCGAGAAAGCUAAGAAGCUGUUUGCCGUACGUUGCGUCGGUCCUACAAGGAGGUUUGUGCAUCGUUCCUAACCAUAUGUCAACGUUCUCGCAUCAGCGUGCUGAGCAAAUUGACAAUGAUGAGAAGCGCGAGAUGUCGCUGAGACACGGGAAUGCAAAUAUGGCGGCCAUGACGACUAUUGGGCAAAGUCAGAUGUCCGGCAUGGCCCAGAGCACGACGUCCAACAUUGGGCAGAAUCCAGUGUCGAACAUCGUGGCGACUGCUACCAUACCGGAGCAAAAUAGCUUUGAUGAAGACAU
Messenger RNA from Fimicolochytrium jonesii, 2285 nucleotides. RefSeq lists its product as uncharacterized. The record is from RefSeq and is a predicted model, not a curated record. Bases 186 to 2057 code for a protein of 623 amino acids. NCBI's taxonomy places the organism in Eukaryota, Fungi, Chytridiomycota, Chytridiomycetes, Spizellomycetales, Powellomycetaceae. The transcript is spliced from 9 exons.